CGCCUGGGAGUUGUAGUCUCCGGCAGCGCGGCUUCGAAGUCCGUCCCCGUCCCUCAGCCUCCAGAUCCUGACUGCCGGCCUCGGGCAGAAGUGGGGACUACGCGGGGCCGAAGGAAUUCUCCCGGGGCCCUUCUGCUCAGGAAUGAAGCUGAGGACGGGCAGCAUCUCGGGGAUGCUUCAGACUCUGCAGAUGCCUUGGCUUAGAGGACCUGUGGGAUGUGUGGAGAAGGAGAACUGGGGGAGAGCCAGGAGAUCCGUGGUGUUUUAGACACUGUUCCAUCAGUCUGGGUGAAGGAAGGAGCAUGUGGAGAAGAACUCGGGCCACCCAGGUUGGACAUGGCGCACGAGGGAGUCUCUACCUUUAUUGGGCUGACUUCUCAGUUGCUGCUGUCCUUCUGAUAGAAUGUGACUUCCAUGCUGCAAGAGCCUGGCCUGAGCUGUUCAUCACUCUACCCUGAAUGCUGAACACAGGGACCCAGCUACCUGUGAGAUGAAUGAAGGAAACUUACAGAUCCAUCCUGUUCGUCAUAGUCUCUCGCAUCAGUAAAGGGUGGUUCUCAGCAAUAUGUUCCAUGUAUCUGAGCAUAACCAUCAUACCCCAGCCAACGAAGGAAUGAUUUCUGUUGAUGGGGCAAUAGGGACGGUGAUCCUCGCUCAGGCUGGAAUAGGGACUGUGGGGAAUGUCUCACUCCUUUGUCAUUAUAUCUGCUCUCUUUUUAAGAGGCAUGGAUUGAGACCAAUUGAGCAAAUAAUCAACCAUCUUGCUUUAGCCAAUACUUUGACCUUAAUCUGUGGAGCAGUCUCUCCAACAUUGGCAGCCUUUGAGAUGAAGUAUUUCCUAAGUGACAUCGGAUGUAAACUUGUCUUUUAUUUUCACAGAGUGGCCUGGGGAACCUCUCUCAGCGUCACCUGCCUUUUGGGUGGCUUUCAGGCCUUAAGUAUUAACCCCCCGAACUCCAAGUGGGCAGAACUCAAAUUCAAAUCCCAGAAGUAUAUUACUACUCCAUGUAUCCUGAGCUGGAUGUUUCACUUGCUGGUCAAUGUCAUAGUUCCCAUGAGAAUGACUGGACAGAAGAAUGGCAGAAAUGUCAGUGUGAAAUCAAAUCUUGGCCAUUGCUCUUGUCUGUCCAUUAACACAAUUACAGAAUCAAUCUGUUCAGUGAUUUUCUCCUCUGUUGAUGUUGUUUGUUUGGGAUUCAUGAUAUGGGUCAGUGGAUCCAUGAUACUUUUCCUUCACAGGCACAAACAGCAAGUCCGAUACAUUCACAGCACUAGGCAACACUCCCCAGCAUCCCCCGGGACCAGAGCCACAAAAUCUAUCAUGUUACUUGUGAGCGCUUUUGUCGUCUUUUAUUUUCUCUCUUCUGCCUUUGAGAUGUAUGCUUAUCUUUUUGACAAUCCACAGUUGUGGCUUGUGAACACCAGUGUGGUCCUAGCAUCUAGUUUUCCAACCCUUAGUCCCUUUUUGCUCUUAAAGAGUAACACCCAUGUCUCUAGCCUCUGCUCUUCCUGCUGAGGAAGUUGUAGAACUUACUCAAUUGCUGACAGCAUUAUACUAUUUUCAUUCAUCCAUUUGUUGCCUCAUUCUAUGAAGUACCUUCUCUGAAUCAUUCAUGUUUUAGACAGAGUAGUGGGCUGCUGCUGCUGCUGCUGUGUCGCUUCAGUCGUGUCCGACUCUGUGCGACCCCAACAGAUGGCAGCCCACCAGGCUUCCCCGUCCCUGGGAUUCUCCAGGCAAGAAUACUGGAGUGGGUUGCCAUUUCCUUCUCCACAGUAGUGGGCAGCAAGGGUAUAUGCUCCAAUAAAGUCUGUAGGUGAAUCUUGACAUCAAAUAAGCAAUUAUAUGUAAUUCCAGAUGUACAGGUUUCUGCCAUGAGGAGCUUGGGAUAGUAUGUUUCAGGAUCUUGGAAGGCUUCCCUUUGCAUCAGCAGUUUAGGCUACUUCCUGAAUAUUCUGGAGGAUGUCGUCAGCCAUAGAGGAUAUUCUAGGCAAAUGGAAAAUUAUGUUGGAACACCAUUUGCAAGAAGGAACACAGGACAAAGAACAAAGACUUCCCUGAUGGUCCAGUGGUUAAGAAUCCACCUUCCAAUGCAGGAGAUGCAGGCUGGAUCCCUGGUUAGGGAACUAAGAUCCCAUAUGUUGUUGUUGUUUGGUCACUAAGUCAUGUCCCA
This is a messenger RNA of Bubalus bubalis (water buffalo), 2171 nucleotides long. RefSeq names its product vomeronasal type-1 receptor 1-like. Gene Ontology annotation, biological process: G protein-coupled receptor signaling pathway. Lineage: Eukaryota; Metazoa; Chordata; Mammalia; Artiodactyla; Bovidae. Gene Ontology annotation, molecular function: pheromone receptor activity. Bases 566 to 1516 code for a protein of 316 amino acids. Gene Ontology annotation, cellular component: membrane. The record is from RefSeq and is a predicted model, not a curated record. The transcript has 5 exons.